AAUGGAGUACCAGCAAUUAUACAAAAAGGCUUGAGAAGAGAUCUCUCGUUUACAAGAAAAUGUCUCUAUCAACAAACAAGUAAUUGAAAAUCUUGUUCUCCAAUUGAGAGAGACUGACGAGAAAUGUCAAAAUGAAAUUAUGAUUCUAAACAAGAUUAUUUCCGAUCAUCAUAAACUCCACAAUGCCGAAGUGGGAGACCUCAAGGAACAACUUGCCGACACGAAGGAUGCUCUAGAAAUGAAGGAAUAUCUCCUUCAAGAGAAGGAGAACAAGUGGAAAGAGUUCGAAGAUGUCAUAGUCUCAUACGCAAAUCAGCACCCGGACUUACAAGAGAAACUGUCCCAAAUUGAUUACCUCUGUGAUGAAGUCACCAGCCAGAGGAAGAUCUCCAAUGUUGUCAAGGAGAAUGAAGACCUCAAAGCCAAAAUCACAAGUCUUAAAAGCCAACUUUCAGAGGUAGUUUCCAAUAUGACUCAUAUGGAGCUGGAACAUGAUGAGAAGACUUCUCCCAAGUUUUACCUUGAGCCUUGUACGGCCAAGAGUCUUAUGAGGAAAAAUUUGCACUUUGCCAACGAAAAUGAGGAGCUCCAAAACCAGUAUAAAUCUGGAAAUAUGAGCACUAAGAAUAGGCUCUUAGAACCUCCUUGUAUGGCUAAGUAUAAAAGAAAUAGAUUCGGCUCUACUAAUAUACCAUAUGAGGAAAACUCUAAAUCUACUGACGAAGGCUCCCGGAUUGUUAAAAGUCAAGAAAAGUUUAAAAACAUUAACUGGGACGAAGCGCCUGAAAGUUCGUCUUUUGGGAAUUGAUCCAAACAUAAUUCUCAUCCAGAGGCAGGUGUAGAAUUAGAUCUAAAAAUGGACGAGUCCAGUAUUGAUUUAGACUGAUGAGCAAUUCAGGAAAACUCUCAUCCAUCCCAAAUUUACUUCGAUAGAGACGAAGUCUUAGAUGACUGUCUCGAAGUGCUCUCAAGAAACGACAAUAAAGAAGGCUUCGAGAACUUCGCUGAUGCAAUCUAGACACUUC
Messenger RNA from Moneuplotes crassus, 1025 nucleotides. The record is from the annotation of a GenBank genome assembly. Lineage: Eukaryota; Ciliophora; Spirotrichea; Euplotida; Euplotidae.